UGAAUGGUGAUGGAGGAUUUUGGAUUCUUGGCAUAGGCUGGUGUUUUGCACAAGUUUAAGGCAAAUUCGGAUUAAAUUAACUGUAUUUACUACGUCACGAGGAUGCUGCGAGAGGGGAAAGAAGCGUGUCCAUUCGUGGAGGACAGUUUCAGCCGCUUUCUGUCCCAGAGUAACAUGUACGGACUCUGUCAGGCUGGAGAGCAAGAGUUACUCGCCGCUACUCUGAAAGGCAAAGUGGUCUGUUUCAGGUACCAAGACAUCCAACAGAAAAUCAGACCUGUUGCUAAAGAGGUACAGUUCACCUACAUACCAGUUGAUGCAGAGAUUGUAUCAAUUGACGCUUUCAACAAAUCUUCACCGAACAGGGGGCUGGUCGUGGGAAUAACGUUCAUCAAGGACUCAGGUGACAAAGCCACUCCAUUCCUCAACAUCUACUGUGACUACGAGCCAGGGUCUGAAUUCAACCUGGAGUCCAUUGCACAGAGCUGUCUGAACCUGGAGCUGCAGUUCACCCCCUUCCAGCUUUACCACACAGAAGUGCAGUGCGAAGAUGGAUGCAGUGAGACAGUGUUUCUGCUCAGUGGUCAUGAUCAGAGGAUUCAUCUUUACAAGGAGAACGCCUCCCUUCACCAAUUUGAAGAGCAGCCAGUCGAGAGACUCUUCCCUGAGCUACAAGAGCUGCCCAGCAAUGUGUUGUGGCUUGAUGUGCUGAGUAUCCCCGGCGGUCGUCGUCUCUCAGCCUUUGGCUGUCAGAACGGCUGCGUUGGGCUGGCUCUGGUGGACCAGACUGGACCUGAGAUUGUGCAGAGUUGGCGGGUGCAGCAGGACAGUCCCAUCUCCACCGUGCUGCUCUUCCCUCUGCAUUCCCGGGCAGAGCCGGCGAACCCUGAAAGGGCAGGAGAGAAGGGAGGGGACGACAUUGAGAUCGUUGGUUACAACCUCCUGGUGACCAGCAGUAUAGAGAUGGCCGUUGUGUACAGGGAUGUCCAGGAAUAUGGUGUGAGUUGCCAUGCGUGCCUCUCGGAGAGUGACCAGUGUGACGCAGUGCUCUGUGCGCUGGUCACAGACCUGGACUUUGAUGGACAGAAGGAGCUGUUACUGGGAACCUAUGGACAGGAGCUGCUUUGCUACAAGUUCCAGCAACCAAUGAGAGGGACAGAGGAACAGUUCCAACUGCUGUGGAGGCGGAGCUUCAAGAGCCCCUUGCUGUCCAUCAUUUACUUGGAUUUGACUGGAGAUGGGCUGAGAGAGCUGGCGAUUCUAACACUCAAGGGGCUACACAUACUACAGCACAGUCUGACCAGCACUGCUGACUUGGUCCUUCAGCGACUGGCCGACAGGGGGUCAAAGCUGACCCCUGGCUCGGAAGUUCAGCCAAUCCCAGAACGGAACACUGAAGAGAGGGAUGCUGUGACCAAUGAGGAGCAGAGUGCCCCAUCAAAGUGAGAGCCAGCUGUUUUUUUUUGUUUUUUUAAUUUCUAUUUUAACCUCUAUUUAACUAGGCAAGUCAGUUAAGAACAAAUUCUUAUUUACAAUGACGGCCA
Salvelinus namaycush (lake trout) is the source of this 1544-nucleotide messenger RNA. It is a transcript of the gene kptn, whose product is annotated as kaptin (actin binding protein). The transcript is spliced from 12 exons. The record is from RefSeq and is a predicted model, not a curated record. Bases 103 to 1446 code for a protein of 447 amino acids. NCBI's taxonomy places the organism in Eukaryota, Metazoa, Chordata, Actinopteri, Salmoniformes, Salmonidae. Gene Ontology annotation, molecular function: actin filament binding. Gene Ontology annotation, biological process: actin filament organization; cellular response to amino acid starvation; negative regulation of TORC1 signaling. Gene Ontology annotation, cellular component: KICSTOR complex; actin cytoskeleton; lamellipodium.